AUGCUUCCUCCAAUCGACGAUGUAGUGCUGCAAAGCAAUCCAAGAUUUGCAACACUCCAUGCCACCCUCAAGAACAAUAUUCUCAAUCCCAAUGGUUCUACGAAAAGCCACCCCGCACAAAAGGAGCGGGAUGCGGUGACAGAAGCUUUUACAACCGCCCAGAUCCGCGAAGCAAAAUCACAACUCAUCAAAACUUCCUUGAACACACUGGACAUCACCCCUCCGUCCUCAGCCAACACAUCAAAGUCCAAGUCCGCUGCCCCACCAAAACCACCACUUCCCACCGAGCUUGUCGAACUCAUCCUCCUCCUUUCUGCACGCCUCACCUCCACGCCUUUAACACCAAAACAAAUCGCCAUACUAGAAAACACACCCCAAUGGACCUCUCUACCAACCCACCUCCCCCGCAUCGCGACCUUAAUCUCAACACAUCUCCAAACCCAAGCCCUCUCCCUCGCACGAAUCCAAAGCCCCACCACCAACGCCUCAUUCCUGCACCGCCAAAUCCCCCAAAUCCUCCCUAGUAUCCUCUCCCUCCAAUCCUCACUCGAAACCCAGCGAACCUCCAUAGCGAAACGCCGCCUCGAACUAGUAUCCAACACAACGACACUCCUCUCACUCCACCACCUCUCGCACAACCUCCUAAUCCUGCACCUCGAGCAAACGAAACACGGACUGCUGUCCCGACAUCUGCAGGCUCGGUCGUCGUAUCUUUCGUUGCUGGCGCAGCAGGUUGCAUUGCAGGUCAGGGAGAAGGCGGUGAAGGGGGAGCGGGUGGUGUAUAGUGAGGAGGUGAGGGGCGCGUUGGAGGUUUAUGUGAGGCAUUUGAGGGAUGCGAGGGAGAGGUUGAGGGAGAAGAGGGGGGACGCUGAGAGGGUGCUUUGGGGGUAUGGGGUUGGGAGGGGGGAGGAGGGGAAGGAGAAGGAGAGGGUGAUGAGGAGUGUUACGGAUAAAUAUGCGGAGUUGAGUAGGGAGUUGAAGGAUGUAGGGAGGGAUGUUGAAAGGUUAAGGGGCCGGUAG
Messenger RNA from Mollisia scopiformis, 1020 nucleotides. RefSeq lists its product as uncharacterized. Bases 1 to 1020 code for a protein of 339 amino acids. The record is from RefSeq and is a predicted model, not a curated record. The transcript has 2 exons. NCBI's taxonomy places the organism in Eukaryota, Fungi, Ascomycota, Leotiomycetes, Helotiales, Mollisiaceae.